Vicia faba (fava bean) is the source of this 783-nucleotide messenger RNA. Lineage: Eukaryota; Viridiplantae; Streptophyta; Magnoliopsida; Fabales; Fabaceae. The record is from the annotation of a GenBank genome assembly.
AUGGCUCGCCUAUCGUUAAACCCAAUCGGUCUCCAUAGAUUCCGACCAUGUUUUCAACCUUCUCAAUCCACCGUAUAUCCUCGCCACCGCCACAUCAAAUUCCCUAAAUUCCACACCAUAGCUUGCCAAACAGAUCCAAACCUUAACGAAAAAGAUAAUCCCUCAACAACGCCGCCUAAGGAAAUACGAGUUGUGGUUGAGCCUAGUAGCGGUAAGGAGGAGACGACAAGUUCAACUGUUGAUUCCGCUGAACUUCCUCAAUUGCCAAAUAAAGAUAUCAGUAGAAAAGUCGCAAUUGCUUCUACUUUAGCUGCUCUGGGACUUUUUGUGUUUACAAGAUUGGAUUUUGGUGUUUCUUUGAAGGAUCUCUCUGCUGCUGCAUUGCCUUACGAACAGGCUCUUUCAAAUGGGAAGCCUACUGUUGUGGAGUUUUAUGCAGAUUGGUGUGAGGUUUGUAGGGAAUUAGCUCCUGAUGUUUACAAAAUAGAGCAGCAGUACAAGAAUAAAGUGAACUUUGUGAUGUUGAAUGUGGAUAACACCAAAUGGGAACAAGAGCUUGAUGAGUUUGGCGUGGAGGGUAUUCCGCACUUUGCCUUCCUUGAUAAAGAAGGGAAUGAAGAGGGCAAUGUAGUAGGUAGACUUCCGAGACAGUAUCUGCUUGACAAUGUUGAUGCACUUGCUCGUGGUGAAGCAUCGGUGCCUCAUGCGCGCGUUGUAGGCCAAUAUACUAGUGCUGAAAAAAGAAAGGUGCAUCAAGUUGUUGAUCCAAGAAGUCAUGGUUAG